UGAGAAUUUCUCACCUAUCAGUUUCAGUCUCUCCCUCUCAGUAAGUUCCUAGAAAAGCCAAACCCAAACUCAGUGGACAUAAAACCUCCGUCAAACUAAACCCAUACAUACAAAAUCCAAUCCUAAAAAAUCCCACUAAACAAACUCAAAAGAAAAUGGCACUUGCUGCCUUAACACCAGCCACUCCUCUCCGGCUGAGCCCCUACUCCUCCACUCUCCGCUUCCUCUCCUUUUACUCCAAAUCAAAUUCUGCAACUCUUCCCUCUAAAACCCUCCUAAAACCCUAUUCUUUCCCGCCAAAGUUCUUCCACUUAUCAUGCCAGCCCCGCCGAAGGGCCUUCUGCUCCGUGAUCUCCGGAGCUCUACAAUCCGGCGAGAGGACCAAACCGGAAUCAUUGGGCGAAAUGGGUAAUAAAGUUGGGGCAUUUAGGAAGAAGUUGAAGAUUGCAGAUAUAAAAGGUGGCCCUGAUGAAGGACUGGGUCGGGUCGGGCAUACCAUUGUUGUGAUGGGGUGGGUCCGGACACUUAGGGUCCAGAGUAGCGUCACGUUUAUUGAGGUUAAUGAUGGUUCAUGUCUGUCAAACAUGCAAUGUGUUAUGGAUUCAGAGGCUGAAGGUUAUGAUCAGGUAGAAUCUGACUUGGUGACAACUGGUGCAUCAAUAUGGGUACAAGGGACAGUGGUCAAGAGCCAAGGGUCAAAGCAAAAGGUCGAACUGAAGGUCAACAAAAUUGUGGCGGUUGGCAAAAGCGAUCCAUCCUAUCCCAUCCAAAAGAAAAGAGUCAGCAGGGAAUUUUUGAGAACUAAAGCUCAUCUUCGUCCUAGAACAAAUACAUUUGGUGCGGUUGCAAGGUUGAGGAAUGCUCUGGCCUAUGCUACACACAAAUUUUUUCAAGAACAUGGGUUUGUCUGGGUAUCAAGUCCUAUUAUUACAGCUUCCGAUUGUGAAGGGGCAGGUGAACAGUUUUGUGUCACUACUUUGAUUCCAAAUUCUCAAGAAGCAGCUGAUUCUCUUGUAGAUGGCAUUCCAAAAACAGAGAAUGGGUUAAUUGAUUGGUCACAAGAUUUUUUUGGCAAACCAGCAUUUUUGACAGUCUCUGGCCAGCUCAAUGCUGAAACAUAUGCUACUGCCCUUUCGGAUGUGUACACAUUUGGUCCCACAUUUAGAGCAGAAAAUUCUAACACUUCUAGACACUUAGCUGAAUUUUGGAUGAUUGAACCAGAACUUGCAUUUGCUGAUCUGGAUGACGACAUGGCUUGUGCAACUGCCUAUCUCCAGUAUGUAGUGAGGCAUAUCCUUGAAAAUUGCAAGGAAGAUAUGGACUUCUUCAAUACUUGGAUUGAGAAGGGAAUCAUUGAUCGAUUGAGUGAUGUUGCUGAGAAAGACUUUGUGCAGUUGACUUACACUGAUGCAAUUGAACUUCUUCUUAAAGCAAAUAAGAAGUUUGAAUUUCCGGUAAAAUGGGGAUGUGAUUUGCAAAGUGAGCAUGAGCGUUAUAUAACUGAAGAGGCGUUCGGUGCAUGCCCUGUCAUAAUAAGAGAUUAUCCAAAGGAGAUCAAGGCAUUUUAUAUGAGGCAAAAUGAUGACGGGAAGACUGUUGCAGCCAUGGAUAUGCUGGUUCCUCGGAUUGGGGAGCUUAUUGGUGGAAGUCAAAGAGAAGAACGACUUGAAUAUCUGGAAGAGCGUUUAGAUGACUUAAAGCUAAACAAGGAUAGCUACUGGUGGUAUCUUGAUCUGCGCCGUUAUGGAUCAGUUCCUCAUGCGGGUUUUGGACUGGGUUUCGAAAGGCUGGUGCAAUUUGCGACUGGAAUAGAUAAUAUAAGAGAUGCAAUACCUUUCCCUAGGGCACCUGGUUCAGCUGAAUUUUGAUGGCAGAAACGGUCAGAUAUGAUUUUGUCCUCUCUACUUUUUCUAUUUUUUUCUCUUCUAAUUUUUCUUUUACCCUUGUUGAUACUAUUAUUUUGUUAAAACUGUAUUUUUUAGGCAAAAUAUUGUCCAUCUGGCAUGAUUGCUAAUAUUUUAUGUAAAAUGUCCCAAACCAAUUUUGGUUAUGUACUUAUGAUGUCUCUUGAUGAACUUAUGCAGGUGUCUUUUACUA
This is a messenger RNA of Ricinus communis (castor bean), 2097 nucleotides long. RefSeq names its product asparagine--tRNA ligase, chloroplastic/mitochondrial. The transcript is spliced from 15 exons. The coding region runs from base 156 to 1868 and encodes 570 amino acids. Gene Ontology annotation, cellular component: mitochondrion. Gene Ontology annotation, molecular function: nucleic acid binding; asparagine-tRNA ligase activity; ATP binding. Lineage: Eukaryota; Viridiplantae; Streptophyta; Magnoliopsida; Malpighiales; Euphorbiaceae. The record is from RefSeq and is a predicted model, not a curated record. Gene Ontology annotation, biological process: asparaginyl-tRNA aminoacylation.